AUGACGUUGAAAAAGAAUGUGGGAUUUUUUUACUUUUUUUUUCUUUUAACCUACAAUGGAUAUCUCUGCCAUUUCGUCAAUGAAGCCUAUGAUCAAAUCUGCGAGGUCUGCAUUUUCCUCAUCAACAACUUCUCUCUCCCAGCAGACAAAGCUUUUACUGUCUAUAUCCCGUCACUAGAAUCCCCUUUCCUCUUCUCUAAUGUCGUCGCCGUUUCCCAUCCCUCUGCCAUCCUCUGUAACAAUCCAGACCACCCGCAUCCAAAGCCCCGCGGUCAGUUCCAACUCAACACCAACGUCAUCCCGCUCUUAGCAAAGAUUGAGGUCUCCGUGGAGGAUUUGGCCACCCUACAGUCCCUGGAUGUGGUCUCCUCGAAAAAGAUCGAGAGGUUGGCAAUGAAGGUGGGAGAGAACAUGUUCAAUUUCAUACAGUCAUUUUGUGGGGUUGAUUGGAGCAAAUUGGUGGUUCUCUUGGAUAUUUUGGAUAGAUGGUUCAAGAAGUUUCAGGAGGGAGCCAAAUGCGACCCUAAAUACUUUUAA
Molecule: messenger RNA, 537 nt
Organism: Ziziphus jujuba (common jujube)
Lineage: Eukaryota; Viridiplantae; Streptophyta; Magnoliopsida; Rosales; Rhamnaceae
Exons: 3
Coding region: 1-537 (178 amino acids)
Biological process (GO): protein import into nucleus
Cellular component (GO): nucleus; cytosol
Molecular function (GO): nuclear import signal receptor activity
Source: RefSeq, a predicted model, not a curated record